This is a messenger RNA of Tigriopus californicus, 1086 nucleotides long. RefSeq lists its product as uncharacterized. The transcript has 2 exons. The record is from RefSeq and is a predicted model, not a curated record. Lineage: Eukaryota; Metazoa; Arthropoda; Copepoda; Harpacticoida; Harpacticidae. Bases 79 to 975 code for a protein of 298 amino acids.
UGUCUUCGACUCUCAGCCUAGAGUACUAGGUCCAGUGGUGGUUCAUCGUUGAAAGCCUUCGAUCCGUUUUUCGAAACCAUGUUGUCGAUUUGCUCUGAGGACAAAAAACACGUGACUUAUGAGAACGCAAUCUUGGUCACCAAUGUCAAUUCUGCAUUGGCGAAGUAUCGUGAAAGCUUACGGAACUUUGCCUUAGAAAUCGAGGAGCUAGCGGAUCAAUAUGACUCCGUUUGGAAAAAGCACAAAGCAAUAAGAGUUGGAGGCUAUUCCGGUUCUGUUUUAGGAUGCCUUUUGGGAAUAGGAGGAGGCAUCGUGUCAGUGGCCACGGCGGGUGCCGCUGUUCCAUUCCUGGUUGGAGGCCUGUUUGUUGCUGGAGCCGUAGCUGGCGUUGGCGGAGGAAUCACGAGAUGGGACAACGCCAGAACAACAAAGAACAGAUUGGAGGAGCUGUCUGAGACAUUCGAGGAUUUAUUGGAAAGCACUAUGCAUUCCCACGAAAGCUUGGUUGACGCCCUUCGUGAAUUUCAAGGCGCUCCACAACUUCAAGCCCUGAAAAUGGAAACAAUGAUAGGUGAAAAGGUUCAGAUAUUUCAGGGGAGUGGAAAGGCGAUGAUAAACAUUUUGCAUGCAUUCCCUUCAUUUAAAACUUUGGUGAAGACUGGACUUAUUAACACCUUCAAGCAGAAAGCAGCAGGUUCUGCAUCGAUGGCGGCAAGUUCAGUUGGACUGACCGAUGACGUAUUGGUUGGUGGUGCCAGAGCAACAGGCCAAACCGUGGCCACAGAGGGUAUCAAAAGAGCGGCUAUUGCAGCCGGUGGAGUUGCCAUUGGCUUGGGAGUUCUCGCCCUAGGCUACGAAAUCUAUGAAAUUGUUCAGGAUGUUAAAAAAGACGAUUGCACUUUCUCACAGGAAUUGCGAAAUUUGGCGGCCAAUAUUCGAGAGAACCAUUUGAUCAUGAAAGCUUGGGGCUCGUGAAUGUGGGCAUUAGCAAAGUUAUAGUAUGUUAACGGCCUAUUCAAGGCUUUAUUGGAAUAUUUGCUCAUGAAUGUGGUCAAAAUGAAAAGUAAAAGAUUUAUCUUAUUUGCA